Messenger RNA from Dalotia coriaria, 1033 nucleotides. Its product is annotated as trypsin-2-like. Gene Ontology annotation, biological process: proteolysis. The record is from RefSeq and is a predicted model, not a curated record. The coding region runs from base 130 to 888 and encodes 252 amino acids. NCBI's taxonomy places the organism in Eukaryota, Metazoa, Arthropoda, Insecta, Coleoptera, Staphylinidae. The transcript is spliced from 3 exons. Gene Ontology annotation, molecular function: serine-type endopeptidase activity.
ACCAUGAAUAAGUUCCUAUUUGAAUGUUACUGUCAUAUUGAUAUAAAUACAUGUUUAUGCUAAGAAUGGUGUCAGUUAUUUAAACAAUUUCAAGUUGAAUCUAAUCACUUUGUGCAAGGCGAUAACAAAAUGUUUAUUUAUUGGUUCCUAGUUUUGCAAAUGUUUAUUGCUUGGCCUGUUUUCGCGUGGCAUCAAGACUAUGGAAAACUCGUGGAUGGCCAACAAAGUGAUAUAUCGAAAUUUCCAUAUCAAGUUGCUUUACAGUUAGUUGGAAAGUUAACUUGCGGUGGGUCUAUAAUUGACAAGAAAUGGAUUUUAACAGCUGCUCAUUGCACUUUUGGCCGACCACACGAUUUAUUCACAAUCCGAGCUGGUUCCAGUUCACCAAUAGCAAACGGUACGGUUUAUAAAGUUGCCAAAAUACAUGAACAUCCAAAAUUCAGCUUUGCUACAAUCGAUUAUGAUAUAGCGUUGAUUGAACUCGAAUCUGAAUUGGAAUUUUCUGACAAAGUGAAAGUUAUUGAGUUGGCUGAUUAUGAACCGCCUAUACGCGCAUUUGGAGUGGUCUCCGGGUGGGGCACCAUGGCAGAUGGUGUACCUUAUAUUUCACCUGUACUCCGUUCAGUGGAAAUUCCAAUUGUACGACGAUUGACGUGCAAUUUUCGAUAUUUUUUUAAAGUAACCGAUAGAAUGAUUUGUGCUGGUUAUACAUUUGGCGGACAGAAUAUUUGUAAAGGCGAUUCGGGAGGUCCACUGGUGUAUCAGGGUAAACAAGUGGGAAUUGUUUCGUGGGCGGCGGGAUGUGCCAGACCGAUUUCCCCAGGCGUGUUUAGCAACGUGCCCAAUUUGAAGGAUUACGUUAGAGCUGUAACUAGAUUAGACAUUUAGAAACUUUUAGGAAUUACAAUUGAUCAAUUUCCGUAUCAAGCAUCUUUACAUAACAAAACAAACUUUGUCUGUAGUGGUGCUUUGAUUUCUCCAAAAUGGGUUCUAACCUCGGCUUCAUGUUUUGUACCAAAUCCAAAAAUGAUCC